CGCAAGCGUGACUCGCUCGAUCACGACGUCGGCCACGCACCCGUGUCUAGUGAGUUCAAGGAGUUCAGAGGCUCGCCGAAUGGCCAGGUCGAGUACGAAACGCCCUUUCUAAACCACGAGAACGACAUGCCGCCGCAUUUUGCCGAUGCUUUGGUUCAACACAAUGCCGGCGACCACGGUGUCCAUGACCACUCCCUCCACGAUCACAACGUCCACCCCCAAGGUCCUACCAAUGGACAAAGCGCCAGCGAGACGGCCAACGCCGCUUUACAUUACUCCAUGGGCGUACCGCAGAACCACGACGAAUCCUUCCUCACUCACAACGAUGGCCAUCGCGAGUCAAGUGCUACCUUCUCCCUUGAAGCCGGCGCUGGCCAGCCGAAUCCCGAGUCGUAUGGCGAAUUCGCUGGUCUCGAGCAGCUGAAGGAGAAUGCACCUCAACAGCAACAGCAACAAGCUCCUCCACAGACUUCAGUCCUGGGUCCCAGCGAAGGCUCGCCAUCGGCAACUCCUUCUGGUAGUAAACCUGCAGUGGGUACUGACGAAUGGCAUAAGGUGCGCCGUGACAAUCACAAAGAAGUCGAACGUCGUCGCCGCGAAACUAUCAAUGAGGGUAUCAACGAGCUCGCUAAGAUUGUACCCGGUUGCGAAAAGAACAAGGGAAGCAUUCUCCAGCGUGCAGUUCAGUUCAUCACACAACUUAAGGAGAACGAAUCUCAGAACAUCGAGAAGUGGACACUGGAGAAGCUUUUGACCGAGCAGGCCAUUGCUGAACUCAGCGGAUCCUGCGAUAGACUGAAGGCCGAACUGAACCAGGUCUACAAGGACCUAGACGCGUGGAAGAGAUGUGCCCAGCGCUCAGGGCUUGAACCUUCGGACGAAGACCGCGCAAACGCUGCUGGCAACCGUGAAGAUGAUGCUUAG
Molecule: messenger RNA, 924 nt
Organism: Aureobasidium vineae
Lineage: Eukaryota; Fungi; Ascomycota; Dothideomycetes; Dothideales; Saccotheciaceae
Source: the annotation of a GenBank genome assembly